Cephus cinctus (wheat stem sawfly) is the source of this 954-nucleotide messenger RNA. It is a transcript of the gene Cks30A, whose product is annotated as cyclin-dependent kinases regulatory subunit. The transcript has 3 exons. Gene Ontology annotation, cellular component: cyclin-dependent protein kinase holoenzyme complex; SCF ubiquitin ligase complex. Gene Ontology annotation, biological process: regulation of mitotic cell cycle. Lineage: Eukaryota; Metazoa; Arthropoda; Insecta; Hymenoptera; Cephidae. The record is from RefSeq and is a predicted model, not a curated record. Gene Ontology annotation, molecular function: protein kinase binding; histone binding; ubiquitin binding. The coding region runs from base 145 to 384 and encodes 79 amino acids.
UUGAAUCCACAUCCGUUAACUUUCAAAUAAGACAGUACACGCCGUCAGACAAGGUUUUUCAAAAAUUAUCAAACGGUUUCAGUGCAUCACCUACAAUUUUCGAAAAUAUUUUUUAAGUAUUUCAGUGCAAAGAUAUAUAGCGACAUGCCGCAUAAUAUCUACUAUUCGGACAAAUAUUAUGACGAUAAAUAUGAGUACAGACAUGUUGUACUACCAAAGGAACUGGAGAAAUUAGUACCUAGGACCCAUUUAAUGUCAGAGCAAGAAUGGAGAGCCAUUGGUGUUCAACAAAGCCAGGGUUGGGUGCAUUACAUGCAUCAUCAGCCUGAGCCACAUAUUUUAUUAUUCAAGAGAAAAAUCACUACUCCACCAUCGGAAAAGUAAUCAUUAUUCAACGAACGCGUUAAACUCUUGCGUAUUUCUUGUAAAACUAACAUCAUUGUUAUUUUCUUUAUGGAAGAACUCAGAUAUAAUAAAUUUCAUUGCGAUAAAUGUCACAUUUUGAUCAUAUAUAUAAGUGUGUUUACCAUUCACUAAGUGCUUUUGUCAAUUUUACAAGCUGUGUGCCUUAUGGGUUUGUAAAAUGUCAUUUUAUUCCAGUUGUUACAAUGAUCAUAAUUUAAAUGAAUUUUACUUGAUCUUGUAUCUGAGUUCUUCUUGUUCUCAAUUUUACUUCAAUAGAUCAUUCAUAAAAUGUCAACGAAGUAUCCUGUACAUAUGUCUAUAAAGUACCUUAGUUCUUAAUAGCGUCGCAGAAAUGUACAAUGAAACCACUACGAAGCAGUAUUCCUUCGGAGUUUUUACUUUCCUAGACGGAAUUAAGUUAAAUGUUUAGAUGAACAAACUGUAAACAUAAUUAUUAAUUAAUGAAUACGGUUUUGAUUGUAAACUCCAAUGACAUUGAAUCGUGGCACUAUUCAUUGCAUAAAAAAUAUAAAGGAUUUUAAAUCGCGA